AUGGAUGAAAAAAAGGAAACUAGAAUUAAGUUAACAAAUUAAGAAGCAUUUUUGAUAAUACAGGAAUAGGUGGAAAAGUAGAAAUAAGAAAAUCUUUUUUCAGCUAAAAAUACUUAAAUGACUUAAAAGCUUUUUGAGUUUCUGGACUCCUAGCCUAAAUAUAUCAUGAAUUCUAAUUUUGUAAAUGAGUUAAAAAAUCUGUUGCUUCAAUUUUCUUUAACAUAAAAUGAAAUAAUUUAAAUUUUUAAUGUUUUGCCUACAAAAGAAAUAGAUUUGCAACUGAUAAUAGAGAGCUGUGAAACUAAGUUAGAUGAAAAAAAUAUUGAAGCUAUUAUUAAAAAGUGUGAGCAAAUAAGAAAUCAGUAUUAAAAAUAGCAAAACUCUAACAAUUGA
This is a messenger RNA of Tetrahymena thermophila SB210, 393 nucleotides long. RefSeq names its product RNA polymerase Rpb4. Gene Ontology annotation, molecular function: nucleotide binding. Lineage: Eukaryota; Ciliophora; Oligohymenophorea; Hymenostomatida; Tetrahymenidae. The record is from RefSeq and is a predicted model, not a curated record. Gene Ontology annotation, biological process: transcription initiation at RNA polymerase III promoter. Gene Ontology annotation, cellular component: RNA polymerase III complex. The transcript is spliced from 4 exons.